ACGUCACAGGUUCCGUCCCAACACGGAAAUAUGGAAAAGUGACAAGAUCGUUGGUUGCGUUGCAGUUAUUAUGGAUUUAAAGCGGCACUACAAACUUAUGUUUCACCGCGUCUGUCGACUCUCCGGGCGGCUUUGGCGAUGUUAAACGACCGCUGUUAACUUUCUGACACAUGGACGCGGACACGCGCUGUAAACGGAGAGAGACUUCGACCUCUGUUGUUAGUUGAACAGCUCCACAACCCGUUUGUUCAAAAAAACAAACAUGAAAACAAGAGUUUCGGGGGUCAUGGGGCCUCUGGGACGCCUGCUUUUGUCUCUUCUCCUGCUGUCCUGGGAAGGCAAACUAUUUCAGGUCGGAGGGGUCAGGUCAGUCACACUCCCAGAAUCCCUGCUGUUCGUCUCGACUCUGGAUGGUAGUCUGCAUGCCGUCUCCAAACAGUCAGGAGACAUCAAGUGGACCCUAAGAGAAGACCCCAUUAUUCAAGUACCUGUCUACCUGACAGAGCCAGGUUUUCUCCCAGACCCCAACGAUGGAAGUUUAUAUGUCCUGGGCGGCAAACACAAGGAGGGCCUGAUGAAACUGCCGUUCACCAUCCCAGAACUCGUUCAGUCAGCUCCCUGCAGGAGCUCUGAUGGUAUUCUCUAUACAGGUAAAAAGCAGGACGUGUGGUUCGUGGUUGAUCCUGAAACAGGUGAGAAGCAAACCAGUUUAACCACCUCCUCCUCCGAAUCCAUCUGCCCAAACACUCCUCUGCUCUACAUUGGACGCACAGAAUACAUGGUUACCAUGUUUGACACAAACACACAGGAGCUGCGGUGGAACGCUACGUACAAUGAUUACUCCGCUCCACCUUAUGAUGAGAAACAAGACUACAAGAUGGCCCAUCUUGUGUCGAGUGGUGAUGGUCUCGUUGUGACAGUUGACAGAGAGUCAGGUGACGUCUUGUGGAGUCAGAAUUACGGAUCGCCCGUCAUAGGGGUCUACCUGUACUCUGGCGACUCACUAAGACACGCCCCCCACCUGUCUCUCGCCAUGGAAACGCUACGCUUCCUCACCUUUUCCUCUGCCAACAACCAGGCCGACGCACACUCCACAUUGAAGUGGAGCUAUCAGUUUGUGAAGGAGCAAGCCAGCGCACAUACACAGCUUGUACCUACUCUCUAUGUAGGAAAAUUGGACUCCCACCUCUAUGCCUCCACUUCCCUCGUCCACCAGGGAGUCUCGUUAGUGCCUCGGGGUUUGACCCUGGCUCGAAUUGAGGGACCGUUGACGGAAGGAGUGACACUUGGAGAGCGAGGGGCGUGUGAGAUUACACCGUCCACUGAUGUGCGCUAUCCACCAGGGAGCACAAACAGCCGGAAGAACCACUGGCUGCUAAUAGGUCAUCAUGAGCUCCCUCCGAUCGCUCACACCACCAUGCUGAGAGAGUUCCCACUCAUCCUGCAGCGUUCUGGCGAGGCAGUCAUCCCCCCUCGGCCUUCUGCUCCCCCUACCUCCCCUGCCUCGUACUACCAACAGCGCUAUACAGAUACUGGUGGCCAUAAUGCUAAUGCUAAUAGAGAAGGGGCUGAUGGGAGGACAUCAGAACAGACCCAGACAGCGGCUGCUGUGUUGCCUGUCUAUAUGACUCAGGAUCGUCUUACCCUGGCAGUUGUCACACUACUGCUGGGAGGAUGGUUGGCCUUUGCGAUCACAUACCCCGUUCGCGCAGCCCAGCAGCUGAAAGCUCAAAGGCAGCUGGAGGAGGCUUUUGAGUCUCGUCUCCAGCGCAUGCAGACCGACAUGCAAACCAGUGUGCAGACAAACAUGCAGCCAAACGUGGAGACAGUGACCUUGGUUUCCUCAGAUACAACCCUUUCCACUGACACAAACCUCUCCAGUGACUCUCUGCCUGCUGACCCUCCACCCAGUCCUCACAGUCACAGCAACAGCACCUCAGAUGUAAACAGCACCAGUGAGCUCAAACCCACAGCAGAAGAAAACAGUGAGGAGGUGCAGGUGGGUAAAAUCUCCUUCACCUCAGCGGAGGUGCUUGGACACGGCACUGCAGGAACUUUUGUCUUCAGGGGAAAAUUUGAUGGACGGCACGUGGCAGUGAAGCGAAUACUGCCGGAGUGUUUUGAGGUUGCAGAGCGCGAGGUGCAGCUCCUCCGAGAGUCUGACACACACCCGAACGUCAUCCGAUAUUUCUGCACAGAGAGAGACCGCCUUUUCACUUACAUCGCCAUCGAGCUGUGUGCUGCAACCCUGCAACAGUAUGUGGAGGAUCCGUCAUGCUUUCCUAGCCUGAAUCCUAUAACUCUGCUGGAACAGACCAUGUGUGGCCUCUCACACCUUCACUCGCUCAAUAUAGUCCAUCGCGACCUGAAGCCCAGAAACAUCCUCCUCUCUGGUCCCAGUGCGCUGGGUCAGGUGCGAGCUCUCAUCUCUGACUUUGGACUCUGUAAGAAGAUCCCAGAUGGUCGGAGCAGCUUCUCUAUGCGGUCAGGAAUACCAGGAACUGAAGGGUGGAUAGCACCCGAAGUCCUGCGGGAUACUCCUGGCAACAAACCGACAACAGCUGUGGACGUGUUCUCGGCAGGCUGUGUGUUCUACUUCGUGAUCAGCAGGGGACAGCACCCCUUUGGUAAUGCACUGAGACGACAGGUCAACAUCAUGUCAGGAGAAUAUUCGCUCUCGCAUUUUAUGGAGGAUAUACACGAUGACGUGAUAGCACAGGAUCUGAUUGAGCAAAUGAUCAGCACUGAGCCAGAGUCCCGGCCCUCCACCGCCUGUGUGCUCAAACAUCCGUUCUUCUGGAGCCCAGAGAAGCAGCUGCUCUUUUUCCAGGAUGUGAGUGACCGCAUAGAGAAGGAACCAGCUGACAGUCCGGUUGUGGUCAGACUGGAGACUGCAGGAAGAUCAGUGGUUCGAACCAACUGGAGGAUGCAUAUCUCUGUGCCCCUACAGACAGACUUGAGGCGCUUCAGGACAUAUAAAGGAAACUCAGUCAGAGAUCUGCUGAGAGCCAUGAGGAACAAGAAGCAUCACUACCACGAGUUGCCACCAGAUGUGCAGGAGACUCUCGGCGAGCUGCCCGAAGGCUUCGUCAGCUACUUCACCACACGGUUUCCACGGUUACUGAUGCACACACACGCUGCUCUGCACAUCUGCGGACACGAGAGACUGUUCCACCCAUACUAUCUGGCCCCCGCCGCCAAAUAGCAUUCACAUUACUCUGUUCACAGAGAGCCAAACACACACACACACAUACACACACACACACAUACACACACGCACAUACACUGGUGUACUUUUGUGUGAGCUAAAGAAAUCUCUGACAGUGCCCCGUUAUUGCUUUUGUAAAGCCCAUACUGUUUCUGGGGGGAAGAUACAGUGCUGUGAAAAAGUUUUUAUAAACCUUGAGUUGAUUUAUACAUUUAUAUUUUUGCAGCCACUGAUCAAGAAAUAUUUUAAAAUUUAAAUAGAAAGCAUUCAGAGUGCAUACCUCUACAAAGGCUGCAUACAUUUUUAUUUUAAUAAUAGAAAAUGUUUCAACAAUAUCCUAAUGUGUCACUCCACUAGAAUAUACAUAAUGAACAAAGUGAGGAAAAAAAGCCUCUCGGUGUACUUUAUGAUGAAGACAUUUGACUUUUAUUGGAGUGCUACCGGAUUUUGUUUUGGGCAAACAAACACACUGCUGCUCUUGAAUUAGAUCUGGAGAACAUGUUUACAGGAAGACGUUUUUAAUGAGGUGUAGCAAAGAAAAAAGUGUGCUGCACAUCUCCAGAUCCUGCUUCAGUUGUCUUCGUUGUUAAGGCACCGGUUUGAGCUCUGGGUUGGCUCACGUGUGGAUAUUCCUUCAUCCUUAUUUUACAUCGCAGUCCUUUUUAUCUAUUUAUUUCUUUCUUUCAGGCAGAUCAACUCAGCACAUGAAAAGUUCCGCAGUUUUCUCUCAAGCGCAAUAGUUUAUUGUAGAGCUGCAAAAUUCAUUCAAAUAUCGUGAGUCAGAUUUUCUACCAUAUGCUGCAGCCCUAGUUUAUUAGAAUAAAACAAAAAUGUUGGACAAAAAUUCCCUAGAACAAAUCACUUGUUCCAGCCCAUUCCUUCAGAUUUCAUUGAAGUGUUUACCAUUUUAAGAUAUCCAACUAACAGAUAUCCUGCAAACAAACACACUGAAACACACGACACAUUUCGACAACAGAUUAUUUUGUGAGAAUUUUUGUUUUUACUGGAUCAUUAAUAUUACAGAGACAGGAAACAAGGGACAGAAAUGGUUAUGACAUGCAACAUGCAUGUCUGACAUAAACCUACAGUAUAUAAUGAUAUAUAAUCAGUGGGAAAAGUCUCUCUUUUUAUGAAGAUAUAUAUUUGAAAUGCAUGAAAGACAGACAAAAUGGAAGUUGUACAGUUGUGUUUAAAUAGAAUCAUGUUGGGUUUUUGGGGAAUCAUAAGUUCUGAUGUAGCAUGAGCACAUCAUGGAAGGUGAUGUUCACCUGGUAAUACGUCUGGAGUCCAGAUUAAAUAGCACCUCAAACAUGAGGUGAACAAACUUUGUCACAGCACUGUAGAUAACACAGACACUGGACAACAGGCCGACAUUAGAAAUGAAGUACAGCGUUACGAGGAUGCACGUCAAAGAAAUCUCUGGUUAUUAAUUUAACCCGUUAGUUGAAGAGUUUACUUACCUCCCUGUCCCUGUCAGUGCUGUGCUUCUCCCUACGCCAAAGACUCCACAAUAUUUACUUUGCUAUUUGUUUUUCAUGGAUUUGAUGUGUAUGUGUCCAUUACUGCUUUGCUGAAUGUAGCUACACUGACUGAAGGAUGUACUGAACCUUGUUUUUCACUGAAGUCCGUACAUGAAGCACAAAAGUCAAAUAUCACUGGCACUGUUUAAUGUGGGAAAUGUUCAUACACUGUGGAAAUCUGAUUUAUCAUUUUUAAUGCAACACAGGCAACUACAUUGCCCCUUUUUUUAUUUAUAUACAUUUUUGUUUACUCAUUUUAACUGAAGUAUAUUUAACCACUCCUGAACGUUUGGAAACGUUUCCAGUUUCACAAAAUGCCACUUGACAUCUCUCCCUGUAAGUACUGGGUGAAGGUUUGUUUAUCGGUCUGCAGUAGAAUGAAUGAUGUUGAUGAAGAAUCAAACUUUUGUACUUUUUAUUUUUUUUGAAUGAGUGAAUUAAAUUGAUGCUUUGGGUGUGCCAAAGAAUGAAGUAAA
This is a messenger RNA of Larimichthys crocea (large yellow croaker), 5204 nucleotides long. It is a transcript of the gene ern2, whose product is annotated as endoplasmic reticulum to nucleus signaling 2. The transcript is spliced from 24 exons. The record is from RefSeq and is a predicted model, not a curated record. Gene Ontology annotation, biological process: IRE1-mediated unfolded protein response; intrinsic apoptotic signaling pathway in response to endoplasmic reticulum stress; protein phosphorylation. Gene Ontology annotation, cellular component: IRE1-TRAF2-ASK1 complex. Lineage: Eukaryota; Metazoa; Chordata; Actinopteri; Sciaenidae. Gene Ontology annotation, molecular function: RNA endonuclease activity; ATP binding; protein serine/threonine kinase activity. The coding region runs from base 263 to 3205 and encodes 980 amino acids.